UUCAAAUUGAAGAUUAAUUCAAACCAUGGCGUUUGAUAAUUCAGAUACAUUUUCCAAAGGAGUCUAACGCGGCAGAGAAAAAUUCAACGAUUUACAGCUCUAACUUAUUUUACAUAAUCUUACUGCAGAUGUACAUAAUUGUUUGAAGUCUAUUUAAAUCCCACCUUGUUUCAUUUGAGCUGUUAUACAAGGUUUCGAUCCGUCUGCUAUCUAUAUUUGGGUGAAGUGGAAGAUUUAUAGAGAAAUCCCUUCUCCCCUUGUUCCUUGUUCUCAUUGUCAAUUAUCUUUUUGUUGACGAUGGGCAAUGCUUGCUGUUGUUCUUACAAUGAGACAUAUUCUGCUUCGGCGAACACUGAUAAUGCUAAUGACGAUGUGAUAAAACUGUCAUUUGACGACGCGAUUCAGCAGAAUGAUUUGAUCUUCUACAUUGAUGAGCUCUUGAAAAACAUCGUCAAUCACGACGGGAGUGAGAGCAUGUCUGGAAAAGAUGUUGUAUGCUCUGCUACAGUCAGUAAUUAUUUCCAAUAUAGUAGCGGAUUGAUCGAGAAGAUAAUUGCUGAUAUGAACAAAGAUAGUGAUAAGGACUUUAAGAGUACAUUGGCUUGUGUAGCAGGUAAAAUGGUGAUUGAGGUAAUGAAUGGCGCAGGUAAACUUCACUGUGUAGGAGUGGGGCUUUCUUUGGUGGGACAUGUUCUCAAACAAAUGGAUAAAGUCUGUAACAACAGGAAACAAUGUUUACGACUCCUGCAAUAUAUGUUUGCUCUGGCUAAACACAUAAAGCAAUUAGAUGAACAAUUAGAACACGAAAAGCAGAAACUCAAUGACAUCCUAGUGUUUAUUGUGAAGGGGUCCAUUAUGUGUAUCUCGCAAAUCAAUUCCAGCAAAUUUUCAAGAAUUUUUUCUGCUACCGUGGACGCAGAGGAUUUGCAGAGGUUCGAAUCUCAACUGGGGCAUGUGUAUCCAGAUCUGAUUUUGGCAGCUCUUGUGGCUCUUUUGGAAGCCAGGCCUACAUUUCUUCCUCCUUCACAAGGCACAUAUCCUGAUGCAGUGGGCAUAGAGAACGCACGGGAUAAGGUCAUCGAGCUUCUAGAUCUGAAUAAUAAAUCAAGGAAAGCUGUGGUUGUUUACGGAGUAGGGGGAAUAGGUAAAACAACCCUUGCUACUGCAGUGUACAACAGAAUCCUCCUCCCGGGCUACAAAAUCUGCAGGCUAAAUAUCGACCAAAACUGUGGCCUGCAAGAUCUUAAACUACUUCAGCAGCAGCUGUUACAAGACUUAUUUGCGAAAAAUAUUAAAUUGAGGGAUUGUGUGGAGGGUCGGGAAAAACUGUCAGAGAUUUUCAAGUCAGAAGCAAAUCAACCAGUGUUUGUGUUUAUAGAUAAUGCUCUUAAGGGAAGCGACCUAACUGAACUUUUUCCAAGGGACCUAUCCUGCCUUCCGAUCCAGAGCAGAUUGCUUAUAACCACUAGGAAACUCGACGAGACUAACUUUAUAUUGCAGUCUGACAUUCAGCGCUCUGCAUAUAUAGUAGAUAUUCUGUCAAGUUCAGAUGCCAGAAAACUUGUGUGUAAGAAAGCUUUAGGGAAUGUAAAUGCAAGUUUAGAGAAACACUUGUCUAUCGACAAGCUGGUAGAAUGUUGCGGUGGUAUUCCAUUAGUAUUAGAAAUGGUCGGGUCGAAUUUACUAGCAGAUGGCAGUAACGUCUCAGAUUGGCUCAAAUUUCUGAAAGAGACAUUGCAGAACGGAGAAGGAGAAUUGAGUGAAAGUGUAGUAAGCUGUGUUUAUGACAGUUUGCGAGAGAAUUCUUACAAGGAAGCUUUUCUAGACAUUGCUCAUUUCUUUCAGAAUUGGAAAUGGGCAGAGGUUGGGUACAUUAUUGGAGAGGUACAACUUAAAGCUUUGCAAGAUGCUGCACUUGUUAAGAACUCUAAGCAAGGUAAUUUGACUAUGCACGAUAUUGUUGGAGCACGAGCAAGAUGGUUGUCCAAAUCCCAAAGAAUUACAUCCGUCCAAUCUUUGAAAGGUGUUUUCCAAGAUAAGCAGGUGCAGAAGCUUGGACAAGUGAAAGGCAUAUGUCUUUCAGAUAACGAAGAGAAAAUCCAAAUUGCAGCGGAGGAUCUGGACCUCAUGAGUGAAUCAUUAAGAGUUCUGUGCUUGGGCAAAAGUUCGAGAGUGGAAGGACGAUGUAAGGCAAGUUUUCAAAAUUUAAGGUUUCUCCAGGUCGUCAACAAUGAUGAUUCUUUUUUACCAAUCGAUGGCAACAAGUAUAAACGAUUGGCUUUUUUCAAUGGUAACUUAUCAACCGAAGACAAUGAUUUCGAGUUGCCAGAGUCUGUGCAUCUAAUGAAGCUGAAGAACUCUUUUAAACUCCCCGGAAGCUUGGUGAAGCUUUCUUCAUUAGAGAAGUUAAAGCUUUUAGAUUGUUCUACCUUCAGGAGUCUUCCCACUGACUUUGGCCAACUGGAGUGUUUACGCUAUCUCACAAUAAACAGGUGUGAAAAUUUCAUGGAGUUGCCUGAAAGCUUUAGCAAUCUAGCUAGGUUGGAGGAGCUAAAAAUCUACUGGUGCGACAUGAAAAGGCUUCCACACAAGUUUGGUCAGCUUAACUGUCUGCGUCAUCUUAAGCUGAGAGGGUGUUCAAAGCUUACUAGUUUACCGGAGAGCUUUGGGAAUUUGUCUAGCUUAGAAAAGCUAGAUUUGGGCUUCUGCUCAAGUUUGGUAAGCCUACCUCAAUCCUUUGGAGAGCUGGAGAAAUUGAAAUAUCUGUCAUUAGAGGAAUGCCAAAAUCUCAAGAGGCUUUGUGAUAAUUUUCGAUGCCUGCAAUCGCUGGCUGCAAUAGACGUUUUCAAGUGCUCAGAAAUAGAAGAAGAGGCAAUGUACAGCUUUGUUGCGUUGAAGAGCUUGAUGUUUUUGAUUAUACGAAAGUCUUCCAAGUUGAAACAUCGGUGGUAUCUAAUAAAGGAGCGCUAUCCUUUAGUGGUCUACUCCGGCAACAAUCUGGGGUCUGAAUUGAGAGAAAUGAUAUCAACAGCAUUGCUUCAUGAGGAGAGAAGACUGGUGCAUCUGGAUGAAGAGGAGAGGCUGAGGGAGGGCCCCACUUCGUCACCAUUUCCAUCUACUGAACUCAAAGUGGCUUUCUUGUUAACAACGUGCAAUCUCUCUUUACCUUGUAAUGCCAAGGCUUUAAAUGUUCUCAGACAAGAAAGUAGACGACUUAGAGACCAAAACUAUGAGAUCAUCUACUCGUAUGUGGGAGCUGUAGAGCAAAGCGACGAGAUAGUCCGCCAAACGCUCGUAGGCUUAUUGCCGGGCACCGUUGCAUUGAUCGCUCCUGACAUGAAAACGAGGCAAUUGUUUGGGUAUUGUGCAUAUGCUGGGGUUGGAGAAGAGCGCUCAGCGCUUUUGGAUGAGUGCCAUUCGUUUAUCGUGGGCACAAGAAUGCGGGUAAACGAGGAGGGCAGAAAGUGCGUGGAAAGGCUAAAACUUAUACAUCCCAAGGGUGCGGAUCAUCAUUGUUUCGAAGCGCUCACAGACUACACAGGGGAAGGAUGUUUUAAGACAGUACUAUUUACUCCCCUAACGCUUUGCCAUAUGCUAAACUCAUCUCCUUAACACCCUUUGAAUAAGUCACUGAGAAACCAUGGAACUUCGCAGGGAAGGUUUCUUUUGGUAUCUAAAAUUCCAUUAUAAUGCAAUUGUUGGUUCUAGGUCAUUUAGUAUAAAACAGGAUCUCAUCUGUGAGACCCCAUAUUUUUUUAUAAAUUUAAUAAGCUUCCUCAUAAAUGAGUUGUUUUUAUUUUAUAUAUAAUUACUUUUAAAUCAUUUUUCCUUCU
Messenger RNA from Cryptomeria japonica (Japanese cedar), 3833 nucleotides. Its product is annotated as disease resistance protein RUN1. The coding region runs from base 298 to 3612 and encodes 1104 amino acids. Gene Ontology annotation, molecular function: ADP binding; ATP hydrolysis activity. The record is from RefSeq and is a predicted model, not a curated record. The transcript has 8 exons. Lineage: Eukaryota; Viridiplantae; Streptophyta; Pinopsida; Cupressales; Cupressaceae. Gene Ontology annotation, biological process: defense response to fungus; cell surface receptor signaling pathway.